ACAUCCACCACUCGCGUACCGGUAAACUUAACACCACAAGCAACACACGCGCAACUCUAAAUCUCAUCGGCACGAUGACGGGGCUAAUUGCCAGUGUUAUAGUGGUACUCAUCAGCCUGGGAAGAUGUUGGAGCAGUAAUCACACGAUUCACCACCUGCUACCAGCAACUGUGGAUCUCAGCUCGUUAGAGCGAAUCACCAGGGGGACAGUCAAUGAUGUAGUGUCCAGGAACAUAACAAUGGUCCUGGAAAAUCUAUUGAUGAACUACGAGAACAGUCAGCUCCCAACUCACGGAAAAGGGAUUCCAACGGUCGUGAAAACGAAUAUUCUGAUACGAAGCAUGGGACCAGUUUCCGAGUUGGAUAUGGACUACUCGAUGGACUGCUACUUCCGUCAGUACUGGAGGGACUCACGUUUGAGCUUCUUGGGACCGAUAAAGUCCUUGAGCUUGAGCAUCAAGAUGUUGGAGAGGAUAUGGCGUCCCGACACGUAUUUCUACAAUGGCAAGCACAGCUACGUACACACAAUAACAGUGCCGAAUAAGCUAUUGCGAAUAUCCCAGGACGGUGACAUCCUCUACUCCAUGAGAUUGACGAUAAAGGCCAAGUGUCCGAUGGAGCUGAGGAAUUUCCCGAUGGAUCGACAGUCCUGUCCUUUGAUACUUGGCAGUUACGCCUACACCACGAGACAGCUGGUUUAUGAAUGGCAGGAGGGACCCUCUGUGGAUUUCGUGCCUGGUAUGGCACUGUCGCAGUUUGAUCUAAUGGGUUCCCCCUACAGAAAUCUCACGUUUGUCAGACGUGAGGGGGAAUUCUCAGUGCUCCAGGUCUCCUUCAAUUUGCAACGCAAUACCGGAUAUUUUCUCAUUCAAGUGUACGUACCCUGUGUUCUAAUUGUCGUACUCAGCUGGGUUUCAUUCUGGAUUCACCGGGAGGCGACCAGCGAUCGAGUUGGUCUCGGAAUUACAACCGUUCUGACCCUUUCAACGAUAAGUCUAGACUCGCGAACAGAUCUGCCAAAAGUGCGUUACGCAACAGCUCUGGAUUGGUUUUUACUGAUGAGUUUUUUUUAUUGCAUCGCAACACUC
This is a messenger RNA of Fopius arisanus, 1088 nucleotides long. Its product is annotated as gamma-aminobutyric acid receptor alpha-like. The record is from RefSeq and is a predicted model, not a curated record. Gene Ontology annotation, cellular component: neuron projection; plasma membrane; synapse. Gene Ontology annotation, biological process: regulation of membrane potential; chemical synaptic transmission; chloride transmembrane transport. Gene Ontology annotation, molecular function: GABA-A receptor activity; extracellular ligand-gated monoatomic ion channel activity; chloride channel activity. The transcript has 8 exons. NCBI's taxonomy places the organism in Eukaryota, Metazoa, Arthropoda, Insecta, Hymenoptera, Braconidae. The annotation marks the transcript as partial.